Messenger RNA from Brassicogethes aeneus, 678 nucleotides. The record is from the annotation of a GenBank genome assembly. NCBI's taxonomy places the organism in Eukaryota, Metazoa, Arthropoda, Insecta, Coleoptera, Nitidulidae.
UAUAAUCAGUUUGAACGGAUUUGAAAAAUCACAAUGAAUUUUACAAAGUGCAAAUAUUCAAAUGAAUUUUAAUAAUGGUUAUGCUGGGAACGCAAUUUCUUCUAUUACUUGUUAGUUUUAGUGCGAAAUGGGUUACGUCUACGGGAGUGGGACCCUGUCCCAGAAUAAAGUAUCUCGACAACUUUAACAUAUCAGCAUUUACCGGACACUGGAUAGAAAUAGAAAGAUCUUUUUAUUUAAUGGAAUUAAUCUCAAGUUGUGUAAGAAUGGAUUUAUCACAAAAUUUUAAAGGAAACAUUAACGUAUCUAUUACCUCAAAAAGUAGAUGGUCAGGGGUAUUUUCAAUAAGUGAAGGUAUAGCAACUGUAUCGAAAAAACACCCGUCUAUUUUUGUUUAUAAAGUUAUUAGCACGUUACCGAAAGCAGUAAGCAGAUAUUUACCUGGAGCUGGAUCAUAUCAAGUCAUUAAAACUGACUAUUCAACAUACGCGGUUUUGUAUUCUUGUACCAAUUUUUCUUUUGCAACGUAUCCUCUGGCCAACACAGAUUUGGUUUGGAUAUUGGGAAGGCAAAAAGAAAUAAGCGCUGAAAUAAGAUCGGAAAUAUAUGAUUUUCUAGCAUUUUACCAAAUUGACUCGGAGAGACUGAUUCUGGCUCAAAAUCUUAAUUGUAACUAAU